AUGAUAUUAAAAGCACCUAUAAAACUCAUCUGUACAUUAUUUCUGCCCGUUGUGGACUACGAGAUCUACAGGCACGGCUGGUGCAAGCUGCUCAACUGCAUCCAGAUAAUCACUACCCCCUUAUUUGGGAUCACUCUGAUUCACUCAAUCAUGUUGAAUGAAUUCACUGGAUUUGUUAUUAUACCUCAAUUCGCAUAUGCCCAGUGGAGUCUUUGCAUUACAGUUCCCCUGGCUAUCAUUGUAUUCGUUCAUUCCCGAACCGAUAUACCACCCGUGUACCAUUCGAUGUUCCUUGGCUUGAAUGCCGGCGGUUGUCUGCUAAUAAUGGGGAUUUGUGCUGCCGAGCUGGAGAUCCUGUGCUGCAUUGCGGGACUGAUCGUCUACCUUUCCGAGGGCUUCGUCGCCGUCACCUUCCGUUCGAUGGCCGGUUCCAUCGAUGAUACGAUUGUGGUUGUAUCUCUGGCCUUGGAGGGGUACGAACAACUGGCCCUGGGCGCUAUACUUGGUGCCCCCAUCUUUAAUAUAUUGGUUAGCAUGGGAUUGGCUAUUCUGCUUCAGGAGACGGUCCGCCACGGCACUGCUUGGUUCCUCAUUGGAAAGCAUGGCAUGAACUGUUACAUCUUUUUGAAUGUGGCCGUCAUAUCCAUGUUGUUUUGGACCUUGACUUUCAACUACAUCGCGCGCCGCUCAGCUGGGGUAUUCUCAUUUCUUUUGUACUUAAUUUUUAUCAUUUUUGCCGCCUGCGUUGAGUGGAACGUGGUUCAUGAGUUCUCCAAAGAUCUUCAUGUGGAUCCAAAAUAAAAUCAAAAGGACCUAUUUCCUAGCAGAAAACCCACCAAAAAACCAAACAACUAGGCAGUCAAUGUGCCGCCCAUGU
Molecule: messenger RNA, 877 nt
Organism: Drosophila persimilis
Lineage: Eukaryota; Metazoa; Arthropoda; Insecta; Diptera; Drosophilidae
Product: mitochondrial sodium/calcium exchanger protein
Exons: 4
Coding region: 1-801 (266 amino acids)
Biological process (GO): intracellular calcium ion homeostasis; monoatomic cation transport; transmembrane transport
Cellular component (GO): membrane
Molecular function (GO): calcium:sodium antiporter activity
Source: RefSeq, a predicted model, not a curated record